AUGAAACUUGAGAGAGAACCAGCGUUUGGCCACUUAGCUUUAAGCCACAAGCCUGAUUCUAAUCCUUUUGGUCAAAAUGACAUUACUCUGGACUCUGCUGCAUUACAGUCAGCAAAGUGGAUCAUGAAGGAAAGUCAGAACAGGGUUUCAUGUGGUUCGAAGGACAAUGAAGAAGAUGCUGGUCAAGUACCAUAUGUGAAAAAUGAUGAAAAUGGCUUGCCUACAUCGAGGUUUGAUUGUUCAAAGAGUGUGGAUGAUUUGGAAAAUGGUAAUGAAGAUGAGGUCAAAGAUUUUGUGCCGCCAUAUACUCUUUCUUCUGAAAAAUUAGAAGCAUUAGAGAAGGAAUCAGAUUAUUAUAUGGACAAAAGUGUUAUGGAAUGUGAACUGCCAGAACUGAUAGUUUGUUACAAAGAGAGUAGUUGCAAUACAAUCAAGGACAUCUGCAUUGAUGAGGGAGUGCCUUCCCAAGACAAGAACCGGUUUGAGACUGGUGUGGAUGAGAAGGAAUGCUGCACCUUUUUAUCUCCUGAUGAGGAUCAGAAUAAGCAACUUCUUGAAGAACAAAUGGAUAUCGUUAUGACCCUUCCGGACGGUUUUAAAUCUUCUGCACACGAUGAUUUAGAGAAGGGUUUUGUCAUUCCUUGCGAUUCCAAGGAUCUGACGCAGAUAGGCGAUGCUAUAUAUUAUACACAGGAGAAGACUGAAAUUGAAGUUUCCAAAGAGAUUUUUGUCCCUGAAAAUGUGUUGCCAAUGCAAGAGUUGGGUGCAGGGAACGCCCACUCCUCCAAGUCUUCUAAUGAGGACAGCACUGAAGCUGUACAAGACACUGUUCAGAUUUCAGGUGAAAAAGUAAGUGAAAUAGCACAAACUGGGAGCACUGCUGUGGUUUCAGUAACUGAAGAGUCUAGUCACGGUGAGAAGAAAGCAUUGGUUUCAGCAGCUGAAGAAUCAAACUUCCAUGUCGAUGAGUUAUCUAACAAUAGCAAGGUGGAGAACGGAAGCACUACUUCUGGCUUGUUGGACACUUCAGUACAUGUAUCCACUACCAUAGAUGCAUGCCCUGAAAAUGAUGUCCGCAAACAUUUUGAAACUCAAACGAUGCCUGCAGGUGAUGAUGGCGAUGACAACGACAGCAACAUGCCUGAUGCAGAGAUUGUGCCAAGCCAAGUUCAACCUUGUUCAGCACUUGUGGUUACUGGCAGAGAGGAGUGUCCUGAGAAUGGAGUCUGUCAACCUCUCGAUACUUCAAGUACGUCCAUGGUUGAUGAUGAAAUUCCUCAUUCAGUGAUUGUUUCAAGCCAAGUUCAACAUUAUUUAGCACCUGUGACUAUUUCCAGAGAGGAACGUCCUGAAAAUGGUGUCUGGCAAUGCCCUGAAACAUCAAACGCAUUCGUGGUUGGAGAUGUGAAUUCUGAUACACAAUAUGCUUCAUUCCAUGUUCAAUGUGGUUUCGGAGAAUCAAGUUUCUCUGCAGCAGGUCAUUUUUCGAGUCUUAUGAAUACAUCAGGUCCUUAUUCCGGCAAUGUCUCCCUUCGAUCAGAGAGCAGCACCACCAGCACCCGCUCAUUUGCCUUCCCUGUUUUACAAUCUGAAUGUAAUAGCAGUCCAGUUAGAAUGGCAAAAGCUGACCGGAGGCAUUUGCGUAAACAUAGGGGUUGGAGGCAUAGUCUUCUUUGCUGUAGAUUCUGA
Molecule: messenger RNA, 1689 nt
Organism: Prunus armeniaca (apricot)
Lineage: Eukaryota; Viridiplantae; Streptophyta; Magnoliopsida; Rosales; Rosaceae
Source: the annotation of a GenBank genome assembly